AUGGACCGUACACCUGAAAGAGAUAGUGACAACCAAUUGAUGUCUGUUGCCGUUGGGACUAAUGCACCUACUAGCAGGAUCGAUUUUGAAGAAGACAACCAUUUUCCUGUAACUGAUUUACAGGAGAGUGGCUAUUCGGCGGAGCUAAGAGAUUCGCCCGCCGCAACGCUUGCAUUAGAUGACCGUGAUCCCACGGCUUCAUCAUCAUCAGUGGCAGCCCCCACUGUUGAUCAAGUUAGUAGAGCUCAGAAAUUAGACCCAAAAGAAAGGAGUAUUUGGUUUGGUACAGGAACAAAGACAGUUGACACUGAUCUUGAAGAACAAAUAUUAAUGUUAAAAGAAACUCAGAUCAAGUACACAGAGCUCCUCAAGCUUGCAAAGCAGAUGAUGCAACAUUUCCAGAGAAUGACUGACAGUCAGCGCGAUUUAGCCGCUGCAUUUGCAGACUUAAAAAUGAAAUUACCUGAGUCGGCUGAGUUACAAUAUGGACUCAACAACAGCGUUGAGACUCAAAGAUCGCUGAUAAUGAACGGUGAAAUUCUUCUAGGAGCGCUUAGUUUCUUCAUAUCCAACCUGACCACUCUUGUGCACACAACCAUGGAAGAUUCUAUUGUUACAGUGAAAACAUACGAGUCCGCUAGAGAGUCUAUGCCACUAGCCAAACAUCAGCAUGAUAUCCAUAAAGAGAAAUUUGACAAGCUUCGUACUACCUUAACGAUAAAGCUUGGAUUUUUAGAGGAAAACAAAGUUAAGGUGAUGCAAAAGCAAUUACUGCUUUUCCAAAAUGCUACAAGUGCUUAUUUUUCCGGGGACAAACAGGCCUUGGAGAACUGUGUCAAGACGUUUCAUUUCAAAAUUCCUAGAGAGUGA
Porites lobata is the source of this 870-nucleotide messenger RNA. The record is from the annotation of a GenBank genome assembly. Lineage: Eukaryota; Metazoa; Cnidaria; Anthozoa; Scleractinia; Poritidae.